Molecule: messenger RNA, 303 nt
Organism: Fusarium graminearum PH-1
Lineage: Eukaryota; Fungi; Ascomycota; Sordariomycetes; Hypocreales; Nectriaceae
Exons: 3
Coding region: 1-303 (100 amino acids)
Source: RefSeq, a predicted model, not a curated record
AUGGCUGUUCUCGCUGAGAAGGCUACGGCUGAACAUGCAUCCUUCAAGGGUGCAGAGUCUACGAUUGAUCAAUCUAGUGAGGACUCCGUGGCAACAAAGAAACUCCUACGAAAAUUAGAUAUGUGUUUGCUUCCUCCACUUAUGGCAAUCUACUUUCUCUCCUUUAUGGACAGAACCAACAUCGGCAGCGAUGCGAACAUAGAUUAUAUUUUAUACAUAUCCAGAUUUUACCUUUUGACGGUAUUUGUUAAUAACCCUGAGCAACAUUCAUUUCAUCAUACUACAGGGCCACAAAGGUUAUAG